AUGGCGGAACUUUCCUACAGUGCCCAGUUCGACAUACUCCUCCCCCAGCCAGACCUCAUCCCCUGGGACCGCAAGAAAGCCGUGCCCAAGCCCUCCUUGCUCGCACAGGAAGUAGAAGCUGAGGCCUACCGUCUCACAGCAUCCACGACAUUUGCCACCCAAAAGCGCAACUGGUUCAGCAACCGCAUCUGGGGCGUCAAAGAUAUGGGCACCGCACUCCUCUUCAUUGGGAUGCACUUAGCCUGUCUGGCAGCCCCUUUUACAUUCUCGUGGCAGUGUGUCAUUUUCUGGUAUGUCACCUAUUGCAUCACCGGGUGCUUUGGGAUCGCCAUGAGCUUCCACCGCCAGUUGAGCCAUCACUCCUUUACAACGUCCAAGUGGUUGGAGUACUUCUUUGCGUACUGCGGCGUGAUGACGUUUGAGGGCAAACCGACAUUCUGGGUCUCAAGCCAUCGUUUUCACCACCUCCAAACAGACACCCCGCUUGACCCCCAUUCACCUGCAGAGGGCUUUUGGUGGUCGCACAUGGGCUGGGUCAUGGACAAGUUGAGCAAGGAUCACCGGGCUGGAUGUGUGGUGGAGAACAACGUGGACGACAUGCGUUCGCAGCGCUUCUAUCAGCACAUGGAAGAUUGGUACUGGGCGCACGUCUGGGGCUCCUUCCUGCUGCUUUACGUGAUCGGUGGCUGGCCGGCACUCAUAUGGGGCGGUCCGCUGCGGGUUGUGUCCGUGUGGCACGGCACCUUUUCUGUCAAUAGCGCGUCGCACAUCUGGGGUAGCCAGCCAUACAAGACAGGAGAUUUGUCCCGCAACCUGUGGUGGGUGGCGGUUGUCUCCUUCGGCGAAUGGCACAACAAUCACCAUGCCUUUGGCUUCUCUGCACGCCAUGGUUUGGAGUGGUGGGAGUUCGACGUGUCUUGGUAUAUCAUCAGAUUGCUUCAGAAGGUGGGGCUUGCUUGGGAUGUCCAUACACCAACACCCAAGCAAGUAGAAUACCAAAGUGUAAAAGCAAAGAGUCGGUGA
Molecule: messenger RNA, 1023 nt
Organism: Klebsormidium nitens
Lineage: Eukaryota; Viridiplantae; Streptophyta; Klebsormidiophyceae; Klebsormidiales; Klebsormidiaceae
Source: the annotation of a GenBank genome assembly